Molecule: messenger RNA, 858 nt
Organism: Podospora anserina S mat+
Lineage: Eukaryota; Fungi; Ascomycota; Sordariomycetes; Sordariales; Podosporaceae
Exons: 2
Coding region: 1-858 (285 amino acids)
Source: RefSeq, a predicted model, not a curated record
AUGAAGUUUUUGUCGGCCGUUGCCCUCCUGGGCCUCUCCUCUUCAGUCUCCGCGCUCGCAUGGCCCGGUUUCUUGCCAGAACUUGACAGUCUGGUGGUAAGGCAGAACAGUGAUGAAACGACCAACUCCCCGAAGCCAACAAACACACCCUCGAGCAAUGACAACAACAACGAAGAGGAGGAAGAGAAGACCACAACGGGCCCAGCCACACCACUCAGGACAAACCUCAACACAGCCGGCAUUUCGCAAUCGGGCAAGGCCACAGGCAGCGCAGCACCGAAUGGCACCACUUCCGGGAAGCCCCGCCAAACCGAAUUCAAUCCACAAGACCCAGCCGGCGCCGUCGUCAUGAUCACCCCUUCGGUUAUGGAAGGCUACCAGCUGUAUAAGAUUGGCGACUACAUCACCUGGGCCUGGAACUACACCAACCUGCAAGGAACUCCCACCGCCAUCGACGUGCUCGUUACCAACACCGUAGCCAAGCAGACGUGGACCCUCACCCAGAACAUGACGUUUCAGGAGCAAGGAAGUUACACUUGGGACACGGGCGCAUACGACCGGACAGCCGUGGCGUCUCCUCUGUUGGUGGAACAGUACACCCUCAUCAUCCACGAUUCUGACUCGGAGCCCACUGGCCCGGCACCUGCGGGCAUGCUUGCGCCCUUCAACAGCUUCAAAUUCGGAUUAUACACCCCCAAGGUCUAUACCCCCAUCAGCGACGGCUGGAAAUGCGCCUCUUGCAAUGGUGCGGGUGGCAUGUCGAUUGACAGCAAGGCCGUGGCUGCCGCGGGCGUGAUGAGUGUGAUCACAGUAUUGAGCUUCACGUGGUUCGUGGCUGGGUUUGGUGGGUUGAUGUAG